Molecule: messenger RNA, 987 nt
Organism: Adineta ricciae
Lineage: Eukaryota; Metazoa; Rotifera; Eurotatoria; Adinetida; Adinetidae
Source: the annotation of a GenBank genome assembly
AUGGGCACGAAUCCUUUUAGGGUUUUGCUAGUCCCAAUGAGGUCUACUUGUGAGCAAAGUAUGGGCCUUAAAGCGAUGGGACACUUCCGGUACCUCCCUCGUCAGGACAAACCAAGGUCCGGUCGACCAAGGAAACUCUGUCAAAGACAGUUGACUCAACUGAAACGUCUUGUCAAUCUCAAGACAGGUGUGUCUUCACGUUCGCUAUUGUCAAAGUUUGCUGUCAGUCAUCAAACCAUUCUUACAAGUUUACAAAAAAUGAAUAUUAAAUAUUACAAAAAACGUCGAUCACCAAAAUAUACAGACAAGCAACUACAGGAAGUCCCAACUCGUGCGCGCCGACUGUAUCGGUUGCUGUCGAACAAUGAUUUUCAAAUGAUAAUGGACGACGAAAAAUAUUUUACUCUUUCUGAUCAAUCGGUAUCAAUCAAUCGUGGAUUUUACUCAUUGAACAAAGAAGAAACACCAUCUCAGGUCAAACUUAAACGAACACAUAAAUAUGAACCAAAAGUUCUCGUAUGGGUUGCCAUAUCUGAAAACGGAAUUUCAUCGCCGUUUUUUGCUAAACAACGGCAAGCCGUUGUUGAAUCAACGUAUUUAAAUGAAUGUGUUAUAAAACGUCUAAUGCCAUUCAUUAACGAACAUCAUUUAAAAGAAAAUGUUUUAUUUUGGCCCGAUUUAGCUUCAUCACAUUACAGCAACACCGUAACUCGUUAUCUUGAUCAAAACAAUGUCGAAUUUGUUGACAGACAAUUUAUUCCUCAAAACUGUCCUCAAGCAAGACCUAUUGAAAGUUUAUGGUCUAUUUUACAGACUAUGGUCUAUGACAAAGGAUGGGAGGCUAAGAAUAUCAAUCAACUGGAACGAAGAAUACGACAAAAGAUCAAAGAAAUCGAUAUCAAGGUCGUCCAAGUGAUGUUUUUAGGUAUUCGAAGACAAUUACGAAAAAUUGCUGAUCAUGGACCAUAUAAAGCUUGUUCUUCGUAA